Molecule: messenger RNA, 2437 nt
Organism: Fukomys damarensis (Damara mole-rat)
Lineage: Eukaryota; Metazoa; Chordata; Mammalia; Rodentia; Bathyergidae
Gene: Tdp1
Product: tyrosyl-DNA phosphodiesterase 1
Exons: 16
Coding region: 98-1921 (607 amino acids)
Biological process (GO): double-strand break repair; single strand break repair
Cellular component (GO): nucleus
Molecular function (GO): single-stranded DNA binding; 3'-tyrosyl-DNA phosphodiesterase activity; double-stranded DNA binding
Source: RefSeq, a predicted model, not a curated record
CGCGGGAUGCGGCCGGAGGGUUUGAACGGUGCGCAGGCGCGUAGGCGGCGCCGGGCGCGAUCCGUGCUGCGGAGGACUCUGCGAGCUCGGAAGCGCAAUGUCUCAGGAAGGCAGUUAUGGGCGGUGGACAAUAUCCAGUAGUGACAGUGAGGAUGAAAAGCCCAAACCAGACAAGCCCUCUACCUCUUCCAUCCCCCGUGCUGGGCAGGGAGCAGCAAAGGAGCUGAGCUACACCUGCUCCGAGGCUCGGAAAGCUGCACACAAGAGGCAGAUCUCACCGGUGAAAUUCGGCCACGCAGAUUCGGUUUCACCUUCCAAAAAGCAGAGAAGUAGUUCCCAGGAAGACCUCGGCUGGUGUCUCUCCAGCAGCGACGAUGAGCGCGAACCGCACAUGCGGCAAACGCAGGCUGAGCCCGCAGUGGUCAAAGAGGAAAAAGAUAUCCCCACUCCCAAAGAUGGUGCUGCUCAGAGAACUGGAAAUCACGGCUCUCCUGCCCACUACGGGCUCCAAGAGGAGGAAGACGAGUGUGAGACGUCAGGGGAAGGCCAGGAUAUUUGGGACAUGUUGGAUAAAGGGAACCCUUUCCAGUUCUACCUCACCAGAGUCUCGGGAAUCAAGCCGAAAUACAACUCCAAAGCCCUCCACAUCAAAGAUAUUUUAUCUCCUCUAUUUGGGACACUUGUUUCCUCAGCUCAGUUUAACUACUGCUUUGACGUGGACUGGCUUGUCAAACAGUAUCCAUCAGAAUUCAGGAAGAAACCAAUCCUGCUCGUACAUGGUGAUAAACGAGAAGCUAAGGCGCAUUUGCAUGCGCAGGCAAAGCCUUAUGCCAACAUUUCCCUGUGCCAGGCGAAGUUGGAUAUUGCAUUUGGAACACACCACACUAAAAUGAUGUUAUUACUGUACGAAGAAGGCCUCCGGGUCGUCAUCCACACCUCCAACAUCAUCCGUGAAGACUGGCACCAAAAAACACAAGGAAUAUGGCUGAGCCCCUUGUACCCACGAAUUGACCAUGGAACACACAGAGCUGGAGAAUCAAAAACACAUUUUAAAGCUGAUCUCAUCAGUUACUUGACGGCUUAUAAUGCCCCUCCCCUCCAAGAAUGGAUAGAUACCAUCCAGGAGCAUGAUCUCUCUGAAACAAAGGUUUACCUUAUUGGCUCAACUCCUGGACGUUUUCAAGGAAGUCAGAAAGAUAACUGGGGACAUUUUCGGCUUAGAAAGCUUCUGAAAGAACAUGGCACAUCUAUACCUAACACCGAAUGCUGGCCCCUAGUGGGUCAGUUUUCAAGCAUUGGCUCAUUGGGGGCCGAUGAAUCAAAAUGGUUUUGUUCAGAGUUUAAGGAGAGCUUGCUGACACUGGGGGCGGAAAACAAAACUCCAAGGAAAAGCUCUGUCCCUCUUCAUUUGAUCUACCCUUCUGUGGAAAAUGUACGGACCAGCUUAGAAGGCUAUCCUGCCGGGGGCUCUCUUCCCUAUAGCAUCCAGACAGCUGAGAAACAGAACUGGCUACAUUCCUACUUUCACAAGUGGUUGGCCGAGACGUCGGGCCGCAGCAAUGCCAUGCCACACAUCAAGACUUACACGAGGCCCUCCCCAGACUUCAGCCGCAUCGCCUGGUUCCUUGUCACGAGUGCAAAUCUGUCCAAGGCCGCGUGGGGAGCGCUGGAGAAGAAUGGCGCCCAGCUGAUGAUCCGCUCCUAUGAGCUCGGGGUCCUUUUCCUCCCUUCAGCAUUUGGCCUGGCCAGCUUCAAGGUGAAGCAGAAAUUCUUCUCCGGCAGCCAGGAGCUUGCAGCCCCCUUCCCCGUGCCGUACGAUCUGCCUCCAGAAGUGUACGGAAGUAAAGACCGGCCGUGGAUCUGGAACAUUCCUUAUGUCAAAGCACCAGAUACACACGGGAACAUGUGGGUGCCCUCCUGAGAGCCCUGAAGCCCUGUGAAAUUGGAGCGUAAGAUGUUGAGCCUCAGAUCCUGAAUGUUCUUGUUUGUACUCAACGUUCACUUUCCUCAAAGUCUUACUUUCACUUCUAGAAAACUCUUUGUAAAGGUUGCUCUCGUGAACACGGGUGUUGCACUUUUAAUGGUCAUUACUGACACUCCUACUUUUAAAAAAGUGCUAUUUUCUUAACUCACUUUUAUAUGCUUUGGGAAGAAAGCAAUUAAACUUCACGAUGUUAAAAAUAUAUGUACAUAUAUAAAUGUGAAAUUAUUCUUCUGGCAAUGUAGACUGUCGCGGUAGUGCCAGCUGUUCUGAACUGAAGGUUGACCUUGCACUUGGUACUUCCUCCCUCUCCAUCUCCAGAGGUGCCCUCCAUCCAAACAGGAGCUUUGCUGUCUCGCUCCUGCCCUCUCUUCACUUUCCGGGUGUGCCUUGAACACACUGCAGAACCUGAGUCUAAAGACAUUCCUGGGAUCAGUGGCUGAGGCUGGUGAGCAG